This is a messenger RNA of Diabrotica balteata, 1313 nucleotides long. NCBI's taxonomy places the organism in Eukaryota, Metazoa, Arthropoda, Insecta, Coleoptera, Chrysomelidae. The record is from the annotation of a GenBank genome assembly.
GUUUACCAAAAAAUAUACAAAAGAGACGCUGGUACAAAAUUGCAUGAGAUUUAACUAUUAUAAUACAAGAAUUAUUCGAAAAUGUGUGAGAGUAUUAAAACAUUUCUGUUUUUAGCUUCGUUGGUACUUUAUUUCACUGUUUUUCUUUCCUUUAAAUCGACCGAUCUGCAAGUGGAUAAUACGAAUUUAGUAGCAGUUGCUGUGGUACAGCGCCAUGGAGAUAGAGCACCUUCAACAUCAUAUCCACUGGAUGAAAACUUUAAUAAGAAUUUCUGGCAUAUGGGUUUUGGACAACUAACAAAGAAGGGAAUCAAACGGAUGUACGGGCUUGGCCAAUGGUACCGUCAAAGAUACAAAAAUUUCCUUAGUGAAACCUAUUCUAAAGAUGAGAUUUACAUCCAUUCUUCCAAUAUUGAUCGCUGUUUAAUGUCAAUAACCACACUUCUAGCCGGUCUUUAUCCUCCCAAAGGAUAUCAGUUGUGGAAUGAACAACUAGAAUGGCAACCUAUUCCCGUCCACACUGAAAGUAUAUAUGUUGACCAGAUCAUUACCGAAAAUAGAGAAUGCAAGAAAUUUGAUCAACUUUCAGCUGAAUAUCAACUAACAGAGAUAUUACCUCUUGAAAAAAAUUACACAGAACUUCUCGAAUUGAUUUCCAGAAAAACAGGAUGGGCCUCAACAACUUUUGCUGAAGUAGCCACACUGUAUAAUGAAGUUUUAUCUACUUAUAAAUCGUUUAAUCCGUCAGUUUUGCCAGAUUGGUUAAGUGAACUUGACAUGAACGCCAUGGAAUAUAUAUCAGUUUUGCUGUAUGGUGGUUCUAUUGGUGGAACUCAAGACAUAAUAAGGUUACGUAUUGGUUGCCUCUACCAUUACCUCUUCCAGUACUUUGACAGUUUCUUUGAUUCAUCAUUAACUCGUAGACCUAAAUUUCUUUUGAUAAGCGCACAUGACCUGACGGUCUUACCGCUACUAAAAUCAAUGGCGGCAUUUAAGAAACUCGUCAAGUUUGGAGAAGCUAUCAUUUGGGAACUCAGACAACAAACUGAUGGCAGCUUUUUCAUUAACGUAUUUCAUAGAAAACAAGAUGAUUUACAGCAGUUGGAUAUUUUAGAGUAUGGUUUUAAUUGCAAUUAUUCUGAAUAUAGGAAAACAUUUAAAAAAUUCUGUCUAGAUCCUAAGGAUUGGGAAAUUGAAUGUAAUAGUUAGCAAUAUUACAGAGUGUGUAAUAAUAUAAUAAAAAACAUUUUGCGAGUUAAAAAUUUAUUUAUAUAAGAAUUUACCUUUGAUAUAUGUAUGUCAUUAGAAAUUCA